Molecule: messenger RNA, 893 nt
Organism: Erythranthe guttata (spotted monkey flower)
Lineage: Eukaryota; Viridiplantae; Streptophyta; Magnoliopsida; Lamiales; Phrymaceae
Source: RefSeq, a predicted model, not a curated record
AUAUACAUACACACCAUUCCUCCCUCUAUAUAUACACAUAGUUCCAUCUGUUAUUACAGAUACUUUCUUCGUUUGAGUUGCAGAAAAUUUCUGAGUUUAAUCACCAAUCUAAUAAGAUGGGGCGAGGAAAACUGCGUAUGGAGCUGAUAAAGAACGAAAAAGUACGUAACGCGGCGUUCGAGAAGAGAAAGAAGGGAAUUGUGAAGGCUGCUAACGAACUCUCGACUCUCUGCGGGGUCCACAUAGGCAUGAUAAUUAACGAGCCUGGACAAAACAGCAACGAGCCCACAAUUUGGCCUGCGAACCGCGAAGUGAUUUCGAAACUGAUCGAUUCGUACAAGUCGAAACCUGCAGGCAACGACUGCAGAUACGGGACCUACAAUUUGCCGGCCUUCUUCAAGAACCAGACCGAGAAAAUCGAGGACGAGGUUAAUAAAUUGAGGAAGAGGACGAGGGAGGUGAAGUACCCGAAGUGGGAUGAAAGGUUGGACACUUGUUCGGAAGAUGAGUUGAAAGAUUUUGCCGGUAAAUUAACGGCCAAGAUUGAAUCUGCUAGGGUGAGGAUUAAUUCGAUCAAGGUCUCGAGAAGCACCGUGUUUGUGAAUCCCUCGGCCGAACAAUUUCAACAGCAGCAGUACUAUGAUGGCAGAUUCAAUAUGGGAAAUCAAAGGAUGAUGAUUAUGAAUAACGGUAAUUACGCGUAUAACAAUACGCAAGAUAAUCGGAUGCCGAACUGGAAUGUUGGUAAUUAUGGGUUUGGCUUUGACGAAAGUCGGGUUCCGAACGGUGGUUUUGAUCCGAAUUUCGGUAAUUAUGGGAUGAUGAGGGUGAAUGGUGGUGCGGGCAAUGUCUUUUACAGUGCCGAGUGUGGGGCCCAUUAUGCCUUACACUAA